AUGGGAUUGAGCCAAAUCUCCACCCCAGACAUCGGCUUGGCGGCGGCGAGCAACCACCCCAACGCCUCCGGCGGCUUGCCCGCCUCUUCCCUUCCUCCGUCGUCCUGCAGCAACGACGAGUCCUACAAGUACGUCUUCCUGCCCGUAUGCUACUCGCUGACCUUCGUCUUCAGCCUCACCCUCAACUCGGUGGUGCUGCUGCGCUCCUGCCGCCACCACAGCGGCUGCUGCGGCGGCGGCGGCGGCGGGCGACGCUGGAACACCUCGCUGAUCUACAUGAUGAACCUGGCCACCACCGACCUCAUGUAUGGCCUGUCGUUGCCCUUCCUGGUGGCGAGUUACGUGCUGAGGGACCGCUGGGUGUUCGGCGACUUCAUGUGCCGCCUCGUCCGCUUCCUCUUCUACUUCAACCUCUACUGCUCCAUCUUCUUCCUCACCUGCAUCUCUGUGCACAGGUACCUGGGGAUCUGCCACCCGAUGAGGACCAUCACUCUGGAGAGCAAGAGGGUGGUGAAGGGCACCUGUGCGCUGGUGUGGGUGGUGGUCUUCAUCCUCACCUGCCCCAUCUUCCGGUUCGCCCAGACAGGAUACGUCCAGCGGGGGGGCGGAGGGGUCGUCGGGGACGGAGGAGCGAGGGAAGGCAGGAACGGUACGGCAUCUCAGUCGGAGGACGACGGCGGAUACACGAACUGCUGGGACGAUGCCAUCGACAAGGAGUUCGCCGACUACGUUCCGUACGGCAUCGUUCUCCACCUGCUCGGCUUCUUCGUGCCCUUCGUCAUCAUCGGCUGGUGCUACUCUCAGGUGGUCAGGACCAUAUUUCAGACCAUGCGCUCCCCUCGCAGCUCGGUCGAGGGCGGCGGGGAGGACGGUCCGGUGGGAGACGGAGCGACGGAGGGGGUCAGAGACCGGGACAGAACCUCGGUCUCCAUCUCCGGAUCGCAGUACUCGCACUAUAUCCGGCGGCGGCGGAAAUCCAUCAAGACCAUCGUGACCAUCACGCUGCUGUUCGCGCUCUGCUUCCUGCCCUUCCACGUGACCCGGACGCUGUUCCUGCUCCUGCGGCGGGGGCAGCUCGGCAGCUGCAACGUCAUGAAGACCGUCUCCAUCUGCUACAAGGUCACGCGGCCGCUGGCGUCCUGCAACGCCUGGCUCAACGCCCUCCUCUACUUCCUGACCGGCGACAAGGGUGCCCCCUGUUGCUGGCCGGUGGAACACGGCGUCCGCCGGGACCGCCGGGGCGGCUCCCUCUGGUGGCCGCUGAAGAUCCUGAAGAAAGAUGGCGCAGGAGAGGACGACCAGGAGGCGGCGGAGAAGAUCGAAAGGGUGGUGCACAUGGAGAACGAGUCCAAGUCCUCGAGGGUCGUCUUCUAGAAGGUUUCAUUGAUAAAAAACUUGAACAGGAAGUUGCUCGACUUUAGU
Molecule: messenger RNA, 1422 nt
Organism: Cyclopterus lumpus (lumpfish)
Lineage: Eukaryota; Metazoa; Chordata; Actinopteri; Perciformes; Cyclopteridae
Product: P2Y purinoceptor 6
Exons: 2
Coding region: 1-1374 (457 amino acids)
Biological process (GO): G protein-coupled receptor signaling pathway
Cellular component (GO): membrane
Molecular function (GO): oxysterol binding; G protein-coupled receptor activity
Source: RefSeq, a predicted model, not a curated record